AUGACUGUCGUAUUGUUUCAGGUUGCCGCCACCGUUGCUCAGGAUUACGAGGUCUCUGACAUUCAGUGCAGCGGCGCAGGAUCAGCAGCCGAUCUCCUGACAGCGAAGAUCAAAAGACCAGUUGGCUUCAGAGGGGCGCCGCUCUUUGCCGACGACAGAUCCGCCAAUCCGCUUACCGACAUUCACUGCCAGAUCAGGCCAGAUCCCAAUGAUCCUCAGGAAGAUAACUAUUUCCUGAAGGUGACUGACUUCUCGAGAUGCGGCAUCCUGAAGAGAAACGGUUUCAUUCACCUGCGAGUAUGGUUUCCGGCAUUUCCCGGAGUCGUCAUGCUAGCCGAUCAAGAAUUGAUCUUAAUGUGCCGACCACCUGAGCCAACGUUACUCCGUCACAAAGCUGCCGGUUUCGCUGGAACCUUUCCUCACGGGGCAAGAGUAUCUGGGGUGGUCGAAGAAACACCUGGACGACUGGAGUACGAGGUAGCCCUUUACCGCGAAGCUACGGGCAACGUAUCGGACGCAUCGGGGUCGCAGACUGUCGAUCAAGCGGUUCCCAUUGGUACAAAGCUUCAGUUAAGAGCUCGAAUCAGUGCAGACAGUGCAUGGGGUUACAUUAAACUGUUGGAAGUGACCGUUAGUCCCGAUCCCGAUCAGCCUCACGCACCAGGAAGUGUCGUGUUGGUGAAGGACGGCUGUAGAAAUCGAGAUUUCGCGUCAAUAAUUCCUCAUCAACCAGCCCGUUAUCGAGAGAGAAAGAACGAAGUUUUCCUCGAUUUCGAAGCCUUUCUCCUCAGUUCCAUGAGAGAACGUUCCACGCUGUGGAUCCACUCGCAGAUCAAGGCUUGCAUGGAACCUCAGGACUGCCAACCGGAUUUUUGUCUCGAUCUUUUUGAACCAUCGGGACAUGGAAAGAAGAAAAAACGAUCUAUCGUAGAAGGUACGAACGAAUAUUUUCCUAAAGUCGACCGCUUGAUAAAGGAAUACAACGAUUCGAUACCUUAUACGAAAUUUAAGGAAAAUAUCGAAUACACGGUGAUGAUGCCUGAUGAUAUAUAUCAGAAAGUGACUGCUGGACUUGAAAACAGUUGCGGUAGUUUUCUUUACGUUGCAACAGGACUUGGUGCACUUCUGGUUUUAUCAGCUUUUAUCAUGUGCUAUCUUGCAACAAGACUUCACAAUUUGUCGUCAACUAUACCACAAAAUAAAUCGAUCGACGAACUAGUACGAGAUCGUGCUAGAAAAUAUUCUGAACAAACACCAGGCUACACCGGCCGAUCUACGGUACAAUAGCAAAAUGCAAAUAUUAUAUUACAUAUAUAUUUUAUUAUGCUCAAUCAAAAUGAAACAGUAGUUUUCGUGAAAUGAAAUAAGAAACCAAAUUAACAGAACGACUUAUGGUACGGAUAUAAGCAAAAUAUCAUACAAAAAUAACAGAAUUGUAUUAUAACGUAAUAUUUUUUUAAAUAUCUGUGAGCGUUAAGAGAUUAUAUACUAAACUAAAAACACAAAGUUUAAAAAAUAUAUGA
Messenger RNA from Bombus huntii, 1523 nucleotides. RefSeq lists its product as uncharacterized. NCBI's taxonomy places the organism in Eukaryota, Metazoa, Arthropoda, Insecta, Hymenoptera, Apidae. The record is from RefSeq and is a predicted model, not a curated record. Bases 1 to 1287 code for a protein of 428 amino acids. The transcript is spliced from 5 exons.